Messenger RNA from Archocentrus centrarchus (flier cichlid), 2695 nucleotides. It is a transcript of the gene uxs1, whose product is annotated as UDP-glucuronate decarboxylase 1. The coding region runs from base 800 to 2017 and encodes 405 amino acids. Gene Ontology annotation, molecular function: UDP-glucuronate decarboxylase activity; NAD+ binding. The transcript has 15 exons. Gene Ontology annotation, biological process: D-xylose metabolic process. Gene Ontology annotation, cellular component: cytoplasm. The record is from RefSeq and is a predicted model, not a curated record. NCBI's taxonomy places the organism in Eukaryota, Metazoa, Chordata, Actinopteri, Cichliformes, Cichlidae.
ACACCAUUAAUACUACAAAUAAGAACAACCGGGGUACGGUCACACUAAAAUAAGACGUUUAUUUCAAAUAGAGGUUUGUAAAGCUCCGGAACGUCACAGAGGCUGCAGGAAAAGUCAGGCUGCUUAAUCGAGCAACGACUAGUCGCUCAUCUGUUAUUCCUUGGCCCAGGCAAGAGGAGCAAACUCCGACAUGUGUACAUUUCUGUGCUGUUAAAAUGGGCGACUUGUUUAAUUUUACGGUACUUACACGAAUAUAAACGUUAGACAUGGCUUAUGUCUGUUUUGUUUCAGAGGUAGUUAGUUUAGCAUCUUGUUAUACAGGCGUUGCUUAAUGUGAAGCUAACGGCUAACCGUCCAUAGUGUUACCAAUGCGUUACAGUUUGUAGCUGUGUAGCUGUCAUAUCCGUUUACGAAAGAAGUAGCCAUGUAUUGCAGCUAAUAUGACUGCCUUCUCAAUGUGGGCAUAAAUGGACUUAGAGGAUAAGUUAAGGCGUAGUUGUGGUCGUUGACACUCCACAGUUUAGGGUUCCACCUUGCACCGUGUGUUACCUGAGCGUACGCUGCUAGCCACGUAAACUGCUCCCGCUCGGUGUUGACGUAGCAGGAGCAUCUAUCCCUCGCCUGCCCCGUCAAGCUACACUUUCCGUGAAUUUGUGGUGCCAUAGACAGCCUGCCCUAGUAACUCGAGACAUCCCGAAGACCCGGCACCACCGAGGGCAUGAAGCAUUGUAACUCAAAAUGCUGUAGCUGGACUUGAACGUGUGGCUCGCUUGUUUCCUGGUCCUGCGGCAUUGAGCGGAUGAUGAAGCGGAUCAUCUGGAUGAUAUCAGGCUUAAACAGAAGAAUCAUGAAGCUGCUUUUCGCCCUCGCUUUGAUCGCCUAUAUUGCCUCUGUUUGGGGAACAUACACUAACAUGAGAUCAAUACAAGAAAUCGGAGAAAUGAAGAUUGAGCAGCAAAUUGAAGACGCUGUGGCUCCUCUCAAAGAGAAGAUUCGUGACCUGGAACAAAGUUUUUCUCAGAAAUACCCACCAGUGAAAUUCCUGUCAGAAAAGGAUCGAAAGAGAAUUUUGAUAACUGGAGGAGCUGGUUUUGUGGGUUCCCAUCUGACUGACAAAUUAAUGAUGGAUGGCCAUGAGGUGACUGUGGUGGACAACUUCUUCACAGGAAGAAAGAGGAAUGUGGAGCACUGGAUUGGACAUGAAAACUUUGAACUCAUCAAUCACGAUGUAGUGGAGCCUCUCUAUAUUGAAGUGGACCAGAUCUAUCACCUGGCAUCUCCAGCCUCUCCUCCUAAUUACAUGUAUAAUCCCAUCAAAACACUCAAGACCAACACCAUUGGUACACUUAACAUGCUUGGCCUGGCCAAGCGUGUUGGUGCAAGACUUCUUCUGGCUUCUACCUCUGAGGUUUAUGGCGAUCCCGAGGUACACCCCCAGAAUGAGGAAUACUGGGGUCAUGUGAACCCGAUCGGUCCUCGAGCGUGCUAUGAUGAGGGGAAACGUGUGGCAGAGACUAUGUGUUACGCCUACAUGAAGCAGGAAGGAGUAGAGGUGAGAGUGGCAAGAAUCUUCAACACUUUUGGCUCCCGUAUGCACAUGAAUGAUGGACGUGUUGUCAGUAACUUCAUCCUUCAGGCUCUUCAAGGAGAACCUCUCACUGUGUAUGGCACUGGUUCUCAGACAAGAGCCUUUCAGUAUGUAAGUGAUCUGGUGAAUGGCCUUGUGUUGCUGAUGAACAGUAACAUCAGCAGUCCAGUCAAUCUGGGGAACCCAGAAGAGCACACCAUUUUUGAGUUUGCUCGCCUCAUUAAAAGUCUUGUUGUGAGCCGAAGCCAGAUCCAGUUUCUUCCUGAGGCCCAGGAUGACCCGCAGAGGAGAAGACCUGACAUCCGUAAAGCCAAGAUGAUGCUCGGCUGGGAGCCGGUGGUACGUGUGACACACGAUAGAGGUGCCCUUGGAGGAAGGCUUAAACAAAACAAUUCAUUACUUCAGUCGAGAACUGGAGCAUCAGGCUAACAACCAGUACAUCCCCAAACCUAAAGCCGCCCGCAUGAAGAAAGGAAGACCCAGACACAACUGAGCCUUACUUUUCCACCACACACUCUUCUGUGUACCAGAAAGAUUUUAAGACUCUUUAAAAUACACUGCUGAUUACUGCACUCUGACAAAUGGAGUCUUUUUUUUUUAUUUUGGACAAGCAGAGACAACUUACUCUUAAAACUCACUUUGCAAAGACAGUGUUGCCUUGCACUGGAGCUCCAUCUGCAAUGUCAGUAAGGUGUUCUUACUGCAGCUUGUGUGACUGACAGAGAAGCCUGAAUCAAAGGCAACAUAUUGAAGGCAAAAAAAAAUCUGAACCCAGCCUAUAUAUAUUUUUUUUUUCUUUGUGUGUGUGAAUUUAUGCUUUUGCUAUUUAAAUUGCCGACAUGAGAAUUCUGCAAACAGCUUGCACUGUGCAUCUGUGCUUUGUGUUUAUUUUGUGUUUUGUCUGUAGAGAUGAGCUAUCUGAAUUUGUUUUUCCACUGGAUGUUUUGUCGUCCUCUGUCAGCUGUUCAUGCAGCGCACCGCAGGGCUGGGAAAAAAAACCUUCUGGAAAGACUGUUACAGCAUCAUGUGCUUUUCACAACAUCAUUCGUGUUGGAUAAUUAUUUGGGGUGAAGAUGCUAUUUUAAUAAAAUAUUUCCAGUAUUUUGU